This is a messenger RNA of Cynara cardunculus var. scolymus (artichoke), 939 nucleotides long. Its product is annotated as transmembrane protein 208 homolog. Gene Ontology annotation, cellular component: intracellular membrane-bounded organelle. Lineage: Eukaryota; Viridiplantae; Streptophyta; Magnoliopsida; Asterales; Asteraceae. The transcript is spliced from 5 exons. Gene Ontology annotation, biological process: vacuolar protein processing. The coding region runs from base 248 to 769 and encodes 173 amino acids. The record is from RefSeq and is a predicted model, not a curated record.
AUGAUGAUUAAAACAUACAAAAUCCAUGUCCAAUAUCUUCUGGCAUCGCUAGUCGCUACUACGCGUCAACAAUGGCAGAUUGAACGCAACCAAAGAGCAGGCAUUUAAGAGUUCACACCUUAACAUCUCUUCUUCCCAAAUUCUCACUCUCCAGGUCUAGGGUUUUUCAUUUUCCCCCUCUUUCUUCAAUUUUGACACAGUCAAAUCAAUCCGGCUGAAAAAAAAGCAAGGCGGAGAGCUCGGAGAAAUGGCAAAUCAAGGUGCGAAGAAGCGAAGGGAAGAGAACACUCGUCAUAUGAACAAUCUCUUUCGCAUCAUCAUCGCCUGCAAUGCCAUUUAUGUCAUCUUAAGGGCAGGGUUCUUCUAUUCCAGUUUUACAUGGCUACAUUGGAUUGGCCUUAUACUGACUUCCAGUGCCUACUAUCUAUGCUACAAACAACUGGCAUCAAUGGCAAAGCCUACCUAUACUGAUAAUGGCGACCUUUUAGAUGGUGGAUUUGAUAUGAGUACUGGUGGAGCUUGUGGAUACCUGCAUGAUGUUAUCUACAUUACUUGCUUUGUGCAACUCAUGUCUAUCAUCUCUGGGAAGUUUUGGUGGAUAUAUGCUGUGAUACCAGGAUUUGCAGUGUAUAAAGGUUGGGGUUUGAUUAAGGGAUUUCUCCCUCAAGGUUCACAGGAAGUUGAAGAGGAUGAAAAGACUCGAAAGAAAAGAGAGAAGAUGGAGAAGAAAGCCUCGAGAGGCAAAUUUGUGAAAACAAAAACCCGAUAGUUCAAAUUGGUAAUGUUUUUUCUUGUGAUCUGAAUAUUUUAAGUUUCGCUGUAAUGAUAUAUACCCAUACGCUAAUCUGCUUGUGUUUAGAUUUAUGGACUAGGAAUUUACUGAAGCUUUUCGAUAUUUGAUUAGUUGCUUGAAAGACUACUAAAACCUCCCCUUUGUCU